This is a messenger RNA of Ambispora leptoticha, 2157 nucleotides long. NCBI's taxonomy places the organism in Eukaryota, Fungi, Glomeromycota, Glomeromycetes, Archaeosporales, Ambisporaceae. The record is from the annotation of a GenBank genome assembly.
AUGUCAAUACCCGAGUGGUCUUCUGCCGUCGUGUUGAUCGUCGUGGCAAUCUUAUUCGCUUUGGCAAUUGUAUAUAAGCAAGCAAACAAUGCCGAUUGGCAACAACAUUCUCAUCAGCUAAGCGGAAAAAUUAGAUUGUACAUGGCUGGAUCCAUAGUCGGCAACUUUACAAAAACGGGUUUCAAUACAUGGAUUAUUUCGCGCCAAGACUCUACGACAUCUUCAGACACAGAUGAAAAAAUCAAACGUUCAUCACCUGAUAUGCCAUCAUCUUCGUCAACAUCUUCAUCCUUACCUACACACAAUGCUUCUCCGAGACUAUAUAAAAAAACUUCAAAUUCACACCUCGCAUCACUUCGACGUCAGAAUUCUCGACAUAAACAACCAGGAGAAAUACAGUGUGCCAAUACUCUAUCAUUGAUAGACGAUGAUGUGUCUGAACCAUUGCAAUCUCGAAACGAAGAACGAAUAAAUGUUGGCACUCGUCAAAAAAUUGAAAGUAAAAAUGUCUUGCACAAUCAAUCUUCCGAUUAUGAGAAUGAAGAGAAAUUUAACUUUGAACCGCAGUUACAUAGUCCGGAGGGGAAGAGUAGCGUUGAAUUCAAUGAAAAAUCAUCCACUUUAAAAUCAAACAACAAUCCUCCUUUGCUUAGUCAACCGAAUAGUUCCAAAUCAACGAUUUUGAUUGAUUUUGCGAAUUCUCCUCACCAGGUAGAAACAAAUCAUUUUACUUCACAUAAUCAGGAAAGUGAUGCUGACGCUGAAGUCGAAAGUAUUAUUUCUGACGAUCAUCCAGAACUUAAUCCCAAUAGUUUAGGAGGAGUAAUCAUCUCUAAUAAACAAAAAAGUGGACUUGACUCCAAUCAAGAUGGGCGUUCUGUUAAACCAGUGCAACAAAAUGAAUCAAGAUCCUUUAAGCAAGACAAAUCAGGCGGACAUCAAUCAAAGCAUCAAAAUGGUUCUUCUCAUUCAUUUGAUUCUCAGAGAGCUAAUCAGCAACAAUUUGAAUCUUCAAAAUCGACAAGUUAUUCUCUUUGGCAGAAAUCAUCACGUCAACAACUUAACAACAAUAGCAAUAAUAAUCAUUCGCUCACUCAAUAUCAGAAUCAGCAUAGUUCAUUUCUUUCACUCAGUAAUAAUAACAAGCGGAUAAUGCCAAGCUAUACUUCCCAUAAUUCUAAUGGUCCUUCGAUGCCGCAACCUCCAAUCAAAGCACCAUCCCCGGAGAACAGCAAAAAAUUUCCAAAUUAUCAAAGGCCAGAUCCUCUUUGGCGACCAAAUGUGCCCGCUGCAUCUCAUCCAUCGUUAUCUCGUAAUAAAUCCAUCUCGAAUACAUCUUUGAAUCCUUCUAUAACUCGAUUAUCCACUUAUGCGGACGUUACCGCCUUUAAUCGUAGCAGAUCUGCCUCCACUAGCAUUAUCGAAUAUGCACCUUCAUCAUCAGCUUCGUUAUUGACGACUUCCAACAAUAUCAUGAGUCCCGCUCCUACAGCUUCAAUGUCGAAUGGCAAUCGAGAAAAUAAUAAUCAAUGGUACUCACCUUUCUCGUCUGGUUUCACUAUUCAAUUAACACCACCUGCAUCGCCUCAAACUAGUCACAGUCAUCUACCUUCUGAAAACAUGACUUCAAAUAAAACUUUUUCCUUUUUUUCAGCCUUGCCUGGUUUGCCCUCGAUUAAUUCAUCGCAAACCCAAUAUAAAUCGGGAUUACCUCCUCCAAUAGCCUCUUCCUCUUCUGUAUCCAAUUCCUUCAAUUAUCCUUCUGCACCCUCUUCUCCUUCUUACUCGCCACCAGAAUUAUCAUCAUCAUCAUUUCCUCAUUUAUCUUCUGGUAAUCUACAGAAUCACAAUAGUUCAUUACCCACUUCGCCUUCAAGCGCAUCUUUUGCGUUAUUUGGUCGGAAAAUUCCACUUUCUGAUCAAGAAAAGGGUGAACUUUCUGACGAGGAAUAUAAUUCCAAGUUGAAUGGUUCACCAGGAAGGAUGAACCAAAAGGAAUGGAAACUUAAAGAUCAGGUGACUAUUGGCAAGAAGGGGAGAUCGUGUGGACUUGGUAGUCAAGAUGAUCGACAACAAAGGGAGCAUCUUCAACGCACAACUUCACAAUAUUCAUUUUUUGAAAAACGAGAAUCUUUUGCUAGUCCCUCGAAGUCUUGA